Messenger RNA from Microthlaspi erraticum, 999 nucleotides. The record is from the annotation of a GenBank genome assembly. NCBI's taxonomy places the organism in Eukaryota, Viridiplantae, Streptophyta, Magnoliopsida, Brassicales, Brassicaceae.
AUGCAUCCUCCACUUACACCACAUAGACACCCAAUGUGUUUGGAGAUAAUUGAGGAAUUUCAAAAGUGCCAUUUAGAUCAUCCAAUUGGGAAAUUCUUUGGAGACUGUACAGAACUUAAAGUAAAGCUUGAUCGAUGUUUCCGCAAGGAGAAAGCUGUGAAGCGGAAGAUUUUGGUCCCGGUUUCUUCUCCUAACUUUCCAUCUGUGCGAUGGUCACAAGUUUCAGCGGUUGGUCCUAAUAUCUACGCCAUCGGCGACGCUAGUACGCCUUCGUCUAGGGUCAUGGUCAUGGACGGUCAUUCGGACACAUGGUCUGACUUCCCAAGCAUGCAUGGGGCCCGUGGUCUAUCCCGUUCUGUUUGCGUCCGUGAUGGAAAAAUAUAUGUAACAGGAGGCUUCAACAACCCCGAUUCAACGAACUGGAUCGAGGUUUUUGAUACCAAGACACAAACGUGGGAGUUUUUGCACAUCCCUGGAGGGGAGAAGAUAUACAGCGCCGAAGGUGAUGAAUUACAAAGCGUAUGGUUUGAAGGAACCUUGUAUGUGAGGUCUGUGGUAAAGGAUAAGGAUGUGACUUACAAGGUGCAUAAAGGUAGAUGGAGGGAGGUAGACCGAGAGAUGAAUUACGGAUGGGGUAAAUCAUUAUCUUACUGUGUGAUAGAGGACGUGUUCUACAGCUACAGCUAUUUGAGGAAGAUCCAGUGGUUUGACUCCAAAGAAAGAGUAUGGAGGACUCUCAAGGGUUUAAAUAGUUUGCCUAUCAUUCCUGUGUAUGCACAGUCAUACGUUCGCAUGGUGGAUAAUGGUGGGAAAAUUGCAGUUUUGUGGCAAGCGUAUGUGUCUGGCAAGAUCCCUAGAGAGAAACAGAUUUGGUGUGCGGAAAUUGCGAUUGAUAAACGCCAAGGAGGCGAGAUUUGUGGGAGGGUAGAGUGGCUUGACGUCGUGGCUACAACCGAUGCGCAAUAUCAUUUAACGCAUGCUCUUGCUACGACCGUUUGA